Pieris napi is the source of this 782-nucleotide messenger RNA. RefSeq names its product protein lethal(2)essential for life-like. The transcript has a single exon. The record is from RefSeq and is a predicted model, not a curated record. The coding region runs from base 119 to 673 and encodes 184 amino acids. Lineage: Eukaryota; Metazoa; Arthropoda; Insecta; Lepidoptera; Pieridae. Gene Ontology annotation, molecular function: protein folding chaperone. Gene Ontology annotation, biological process: protein refolding; response to heat.
GAAGCAACUUAAGUCAAAUUGAAAAAGCGAUCGAAGUGAACGGUCCUGCGAACAAACGCGGUUUUCAGUGCGCUUUCCGAAGUUUUAUUCAAGUGAUUAAUUUUAUUCAAAUUACAAGAUGUCGCUUCUUCCACAUGUAUUCGGUUACGACUGGCCCCGCCGUCCAAGCAGAUUGUUGGACCAGGAUUUCGGCCUUGCUCUAACACCAGACGAUAUGUUAACGGUUGUGGCUGCUCCGCUGGUAUCUCGAGACUACUACCGCCCUUGGAGACAGCUUGCCGCUGCAGCACGAGACGUUGGCUCUAGCAUCAAGGCCGAUAAAGAAAAGUUCCAAGUCAGCCUAGACGUCCAGCAUUUCUCCCCUGACGAAAUAACCGUCAAGACGGCCGAUGGUUUCAUCGUGGUGGAAGGUAAACAUGAGGAAAAGAAGGAUGAACAUGGAUACAUUUCCAGGCAAUUCCUUCGCCGAUAUGCCUUACCUGAUGGAUGCCGACCUGAGUCUGUGGAAUCUCGUCUCUCAUCUGAUGGCGUAUUAACCGUCACCGCACCCAGGGUUCAGGAUAUUACAAAGAAUGAGAGACAUGUCCCAAUACAACAAACCGGUCCAGUGAAAAAGGAAAUCAAGGAUAAUUCAAAGGAGGAAGCAAAGGAAGUGAAUGGGAAAAAAGAAUAGAGAAUGUCACUUUAUUUCAGUAAUGUAAUUCUCCCAUAAAUUUGUAAUUUGGUUUACAACAGUGAUUUUUGAGACUGAUUUAUUUAAAAUAAAUAUUUUGUUUUCUAAA